Molecule: messenger RNA, 2901 nt
Organism: Boeremia exigua
Lineage: Eukaryota; Fungi; Ascomycota; Dothideomycetes; Pleosporales; Didymellaceae
Product: kinase-like domain-containing protein
Exons: 4
Coding region: 94-2532 (812 amino acids)
Biological process (GO): protein phosphorylation
Molecular function (GO): protein kinase activity; ATP binding
Source: RefSeq, a predicted model, not a curated record
GGCCUCUCCACCCGGCGCAGGCCCAGCGUCCUCACACGCCGUGGUAGAUGACGGCGGAGGCACGCCCGACUGCACGCACACGAGGCGCUUCUCAUGAAUCCCCGGGCCGCCGCUGAACAAGCAGCACAGCGAAAGAAGCUCGCAAACUCGUACAAGCAGCUUCUCGAUGAAUUCGCGGCCGCCGACCUCAAGAGCGUCGGCAACUACACCCUGGGCAAGCUGAUCGGCAAGGGCAGCUUCGGCAAGGUCUACCUGGCCGCGCACAAGCUCAGCAAUGGCUCCAAGGUCGUGCUCAAGUCGGCCAAGAAGGACGACGCCAACCUCGCCCGCGAGAUCCACCACCACCGCCAGUUCAUCCACCCGCACAUUGCGCGCCUGUACGAGGUCAUCGUGACCGAGGAGCUGGUGUGGCUGGCCCUGGAGUACUGCCCCGGCGACGAGCUGUACAACUACCUGCUCAAGAAGGGCGCCCUCGAGCCCCCCAAGGUCCAGCGCAUCUUCACCCAGCUCGUCGGCGCCGUCACCUACGUCCACAACAAGGCCUGCGUGCACCGCGACCUGAAGCUCGAGAACAUCCUGCUGGACAAGCACGGCGACGUCAAGCUGUGCGACUUUGGCUUCACGCGCGAGUACGAGGGCAAGAGCAACUACCUGCAGACAUGGUGCGGUACGGUCUGCUACAGCGCCCCGGAGAUGCUCAAGGGCGAGAAGUACGCCGGCGAGAAGGUCGACGUGUGGAGCCUGGGCAUUAUUCUGUAUGCCCUGUUGGUCGGCGAGCUGCCCUUCGACGACGACGACGAGAACAUCACUAAGAUGAAGAUCCUGAAGGAGGAGCCCCCGUACCCCGACAGCUUCCCCCCGCAGGCGCGCGAGCUGUGCCAGUCGCUGCUCUCGAAGCGCCCGAUCCUGCGCCCCACGCUGGCCGAGAUACUCCAGAACCCGUGGCUGUCCGAGUACGCGCCGCGCCAGCAGGAGACGCUGAAGCUGCAGCAGCCCGCGCCGUUUUCGACCGAGCUGGAGAAGGAGGUGCUGCAGCGCAUGCGGGCGGCUGGAGUUGACAUCGACCUGGUCAUCGAGAACGUCCUGGCGCAGCGCUGCGACUCGUUGGCAGGAUGGUGGGCACUACUACUGGAAAAAGAGGAGCGCAAGGCCAGGAGAAGAGAGCGCAAGCGCAAGGAGCGCGAGGCCGAAGCAAAGAGCUUGAGACGGUUGAGCGCGGCUAGCAGUCGACUCGACAAGCUCGCCCCCACCAUCAGGGAAACCGACGAGGAAGGUCAGCAUUACCCGAUCGUCGGAGAUCCGCCCAAGAGCCGGGGACGGUCGAUCAACCGGCGCAGUACCCAUGGUGUCCCUCCUGUGCCCGACCUGCCCGAUCUCCCAGAGUCGAGCGCCGGUCCAAACCUGGUCCUCGAACAGCCUCCAACGCUGCCUGAGAAAGACUUUGGUCGCGAGUCGAAUUCGUCGUCGCGGCCACCGCCGCCAGCGAAAGACCUCGACAGACACAAACGGAGAUCACACAGCAGCAUGUUGCAGGUGGUAGGCAGCAAUCCCGAUCUCCUCCACCCCAACGGCUUCGUGCCCAAGCGCCGCCGGAAGCAACCCUUUAUCAACCACCUCCUCUCGCUCCGGAACUGGAUCAAGGAAACCUCGAAGCGCGCCCGCUCGCCAAACUCGAAGGCUAGCAGCGAAAAGUCACCGAAGAUUCCAGAAAGCACACGGUCGCAAGGCGACUCGCGCAGCGGCCGGCGCACCAGCAACGCAAACCGCAGCUCGGUCUACACACACCCGCCUCCGUCCACACACAACGUGCCUCUCCGCCCACGCGUCACGACUCACGGCUCCGGCUCGACCCGCCGCCUCUCCGCCUCUCCCGCGCCCCAGACACCGCGCUCCACCUACCGACGCUCAUCCGGCGGCCUGCGCGGCCGCAAGUCCACAUCCUCCUCCGUCAGCAGCAUACGAAGCAUGCCGCACCACCACCACACGCACAGCAAAGCCUCAUCGACCUCCAGCGCCUCGCUCGCCUCCCCCAGCGUCUCCACCGUCAGCGGCCACAUCAGCGCCCACAAGACCAAAAGCCCCCACAACUCCAUCAAAGUCCUCCCCGCCACCCCAACCUCGACUACCUUCCCCGCCAACAUGCGCCUCGUCCGCGCCGGCGCGCCCGCGCUCGGCAUCGCGCCCCUCAGCGAAGGCGGCGCCGCGUUCGGCACCGCGCCGCCCCCGUCCCCGGGCAUCAUGUUCGCCAAGCGCAAGCGCAGUCCCUUCAAGGGCCCCAACAUCGGCACCGCGGGCGCCAGCCCCUGGCGCAGUCGCAGCGGCGGCGAGCCGGGGAGUCGCGGCGCCAGUGUCCAGGGCCGCCGCAGCGGGGAGAUUAUGGGGAUUACUGAGGAGGAGGAGGAUGAGGAGGAGGAGGAGAUUGAGGAGGUGGAUGAUUUUAGUCCUGGGUUGAAGCCGGGUGAGUUCGUGGUCGAUGUUAAUGAUGACGCGGAAGUGGGGGUCGGGAAUGGGAAUGCGAACGGGAAGGGGUAGGGUGCGUGGUGUGUGGUGUGGGAUGUGUGUAGCCCAACACAGUGAGCGCGUGCCUGCAUCGCCUUGCGUGCUUGUGCGUGCCGUGGUGCUGCACAGCUUCCCGUGCUGCCGCGUCGCAUCUCAAACACCCCCCCAUCCCCCCAUCCUCCCCUCCUCCCUUUCUCACUCGCCACCCGCCAGACACACUACGCUGCACCCCAGCCCCCCUUUCCUUCCCGCGCUCUACGGACCCGCCACACCACACACACACAUAUCUCCUUUCCUCGCUUCCGCCUCUUCUUCAACGCGCUUAGACUACCUAUCUUCCCUGUCCCUCGACAUCCAGCUCUUGGAAACCCCCUUGUACCCUUUAAAAUCGCUUUUGUAUUU